CUUCAGAAAAUUUGAUUAAACCAUAUAAAGCUGGUAUAGAAUCUCAAGCAGAAAUGCAGGUGAUCUAACUGUUUUGUCUGCUCACAGUUUUAAAGAGGAGAAUACAAAAAUAUUAAGGAUAUUUUUGUGUAGAAAAAGUUGGCAGGAAGAGAGAAAGGUAAAAGGAAAUGCAGAGGAAAUGCAUAAAGGCCACAGUGCGAAACUGGAAGAAGCUACAAAUGCAUUGGACUUCUCAGGAUUACAUCAGCUUAGUAGCAGUGGGAUUCUUUAUUAGAGAAAUGUUGUUUUUGGAAUCUUAGAAUGUAGAGAGUAAAUCUCUUAAUUCUUCUAGGUCAUCUCCCUGUUCACUGCAGGUUCCUUAUUUUUGUAUAAAGAGCAAGAGAAGUCAACCUGCUGAGAUUAUGGCACUGAAACAGAUUUCCAGCAACAAAUGCUUUGAGGGUUUCCAGAAGGUGUUUGAACAUGACAGUAUAGAGUUAAAAUGCAAAAUGAGGUUUGGAAUCUAUUUGCCACCAAAAGCAGAAAUUGGAAAGUGUCCUGUGCUGUACUGGCUCUCAGGAUUAACUUGCACAGAACAAAACUUUAUUACCAAAUCUGGUUUUCAUCAAGUUGCAUCUGAACAUGGCCUCAUUGUAGUUGCACCAGAUACCAGCCCACGUGGCUGCAAUAUUGAAGGAGAAGAUGAGAGCUGGGAUUUUGGUACAGGUGCUGGUUUUUAUGUAGACGCCACUGAAGAACCAUGGAAAACCAACUAUAGAAUGUACUCGUACAUAAAGGAUGAGCUGCCUAAAUUAAUAAAAGCCAAUUUUCCAGCUGACUCAGAAAGGAUGUCUAUUUUUGGGCACUCAAUGGGGGGCCAUGGUGCUCUUAUCCUUGCUUUGAAGAAUCCUGGAAAAUAUAAAUCUGUAUCAGCAUUUGCUCCUAUCUGCAACCCAGUUCAGUGUCCCUGGGGGAAGAAAGCGUUUGGUGGAUAUCUGGGAUCAGAUCUAACUAAAUGGGAGGCAUAUGAUGCUACCCAUCUUGUGAAGUCUUAUCCAGAUUCCCAUCUCGACAUCUUAAUUGAUCAAGGCAAAGAUGACCAGUUCCUUUCAGCAGGGCAGUUACUGCCUGACAACUUUAUUGCUGCCUGCACAGAACGGAAAAUCCCUGUAGUCUUUAGAUUGCAACAGGGCUACGAUCACAGCUACUUCUUCAUUGCUACGUUUGUUAAUGAUCACAUCAGACACCAUGCAAAAUACCUCAAUGCUUGAACCGUAGGAGUCUCUUUUGCCCAGUACAAGUCAAUAUGUACACAAAUGUUAACAAAAAUCACUUGCUGAAUUAGUGCCUAUAAAAAUGGAGUCAUGCUGAUAGUACUGCUAAAAAAUACUUAAUUCUCUGUGUACUUCAAAAUAAAUAUUUUGAAUGUGUU
This is a messenger RNA of Dermochelys coriacea (leatherback sea turtle), 1411 nucleotides long. It is a transcript of the gene ESD, whose product is annotated as esterase D. The coding region runs from base 402 to 1250 and encodes 282 amino acids. The transcript is spliced from 10 exons. The record is from RefSeq and is a predicted model, not a curated record. Gene Ontology annotation, molecular function: S-formylglutathione hydrolase activity. Gene Ontology annotation, biological process: formaldehyde catabolic process. Lineage: Eukaryota; Metazoa; Chordata; Testudines; Dermochelyidae. Gene Ontology annotation, cellular component: cytosol.